GCGGCUGCCGCUGCGCGGGGUGCGGGCUCCCUUCUGGCCCACGCUGUAGGCCUCGAAGUCGAUGGUCUUGUUCUCGAAGGCGCCCUCCACGGCCGCGAACACAUCCCGCCGUACUUCUGCCGAGGCGUCUGAGCCGCAGUGCCCGGCCGAGCCAGAAAUCGCGAUGGAUGCCCCGAAUUUUGAAGAACUGUUGGCCAGAGCAAAAGCGGGAGAGCCGAAGUCGCAGACAGAGGUGGGGAAGCACUACCUGAAGCUGGCCGAAGAGCAGGAUGAGGAGCUGAACAGCUGCAGCGCCCUGGAGUGGUUGAUCCUGGCGGCCAAACAGGGGCAGAAGGAAGCGCUCCAGAUCCUGCGAACCUGUUUGGCCGAAGGAAAAGGCAUCACGUCAGAAAACGUGGAAGAGGUGAAGAGGUUAUCAUCCGAGACUAAUUUGGAAAGAGCCGUGAGAAAAGCUGCUUUGGUCAUCUACUGGAAAUUAAAUCCGAAGAAGAAAAAGGAACUGGCUGUUUCAGAACUAUUAGAAAACGUUGGCGAAGUGGACAGAGAAGGCCAGGGAGACCAGCGUCCGGGACCUCUUCCAAAGACCGUCCAGAAGCAGAGAAGGAUGCUGGAAAGAUUGGUCAGCAGCGAAGCUAAGAAUUACAUCGCCUUUGAUGACUUCGUUGAAAUAACCAAGAAGUACGCCAAGGGUAUCAUCCCAUCAAGUAUGAUCCCUCAGGAUGAAGACGAUGAGGACGAUGAGCUGACAGGAAAGAGCCCCGAGGAACUCCCCUUCCAACAAAAGAUCAUCAAGUAUCCCCUCCAUGCCAUCAUGGAAGUCAAAGAGCACCUGAUCGAGGUGGCCUCCAAAGCUGGCAUGCACUGGUUGUCCACCAUCGUCCCGACCCACCAGAUCAACGCCCUGCUCUUCUUCUUCGUCCUCAGCAACCUGACCAUUGACUUCUUCGCCUUCUUCAUUCCCCUCGUGAUUUUCUACCUCUCUUUCAUUUCCAUGGUGAUUUGCACCCUGAAGGUCUUCCAGGACAGCAAAGCGUGGGAGAACUUCCGCACCCUCACGGACCUCCUGCUUCGUUUCGAGCCCGAUCUGGAUGUUGACGAAGCGGAAGGGAAUUUUGGCUGGAAUCACCUGGAGCCCUAUUUCCACUUCCUGCUCUCGGUCCUCUUCGUCCUUUUCUCCUUCCCGAUUGCCAGCAAGGAAUGGAUGCCCUGCUCCGAGCUGGCCACCGUUUCCGUUUUCUUCAUGGUGACAAGUUACAUGAGCUUGUGCACCAGCGCAGAGCCUUACACGCGAAGGGCCCUGCUGACCGAGGUGACUGCGGGGGCCCUCUGCCUGCUGCAAGGGGCCCCCAACCACUGGGGUCACGUGAAGCUCCUGGGUAAAACAUUUUACACCCUUCCUCUCGGUAGCGUCCUGGUGCUGAACCUCAGCCUCCCUUGUCUCUUGUUCCUGUACUUGUUUUACCUUUUCUAUCGCAUGGCACGACUGAAGAAAUGGAAGGGCGUCUAUUGCUACUUGGUUCCUUACUUGGUCUGCUUCAUGUGGUGUGAACUCUCGGUCGUGAUUCUCCAGGAAUCAACCGGCCUUGGUCUCCUUCGGGCUUCCGUGGGCUACUUUUUAUUCCUGUUCGCCCUUCCGAUCUUAAUGUUGGGCAUCGCCCUGAUGGGCUUUUUCCACUUCCUAAGAUGGCUGGUAACGUUGGAGCUGACCAAGAUCGUGGUCACGCUCGUCCUCUGUGCGGUCCCUCUGGUCUUCCACUUGUGCACGCGGGCCAGACUCUCCGCAGUCGAAAUGGUGAAGUCCUUAACCAAGAGUUCCAUUGUGAAGCUUAUUCUGGUCUGGCUUUCUGCCAUUGUGCUCUUCUGCUGGUUUUACGUCUACCGCUCGGAAGGGAUGAAGGUGUACAAUUCGACGUUGACGUGGAAUCAGUACGGGUUUCUCUGCGGGCCCCGGGCUUGGAAAGAAACCAACAUGGCGCGAACUCAAAUUAUAUGCAGUCAUCUGGAAGGCCAUCGGGUCACCUGGACGGGGCGAUUCAAGUACGUCCGAGUGACCAGCAUUGAGAACAGCGCCGAGUCCGCCAUAAAUAUGCUUCCAUUUUUCCUUGGGGACUGGCUGAGAUGUUUGUACGGAGAAACGUACCCCGCGUGUGACCCCAAAAACACCACCCUGGAAGAGGAGGAACUCUGUCGCUUGAAGUACUUGACCAAGCACAACUGUCACAUCAAGAGGUUCGACCGGUAUAAAUUCGAAAUAACAGUGGGCAUGCCCCUCAGUGGCGGGAACGGCAACCGGGCCCCCGAGGAAGACGAUGUCACCAAGGACAUUGUGCUGAAGGCCAGCAAUGAGUUCAAGCAGGUUCUGCUGAACCUGAGGCAAGGCAGCCUGGUCGAGUUCAGCACCAUCCUGGAAGGCCGCCUGGGGAGCAAGUGGCCGGUCUUUGAGUUGAAGGCCCUUUCCUGCUUGAACUGCCUGUCGAAACUCUCCCCGGCAGGCCGGCACGUGAAAGUAGAACACGACUGGCGAAACACCGUUCAUGAAGCGUUCAGAUUUGCCUUCAAUUUUCUGUUCUCCCCUUUCCUGUCCGUUGCCUAUUGAGCUCCGCUUGCUACCCUGUUUCCCCCCAAAAUAAGACCUCCCCUGAUAAUAAGCCCAAUUGGGCUUUUGAGCCACAUGGCAAUAAGGCAAACAAGCGCUUAUUUCAGGCUUCAAAAAAAAAUAUAAGACGGUCUUAUUUUUGGGGAAACACGGUAACACCUGCUCUUGGUUGGUCGCAGUCAGAUAUAACGGCAUGUAGCGCGGUACGUCAUGCGGUCCUAAUACUUUUUCUGCCUUGCACGAUGAUCUCUACAUCUAAAAGGACGCCUAGCCGCGUAUUGAUGGAAAGCAUAAGAAGCAGGAUUUUCUAAAGGACUAACUCCGUGAUGGCGAACCUAUGGCAGGCGUGCCAGAAGUGGGACGCAAAGCCCACUCUGGCGGCUAGCUAGUUUUUGGGUUUCCGGCACUCCAGCACAUGCACGCACGUUCUGGUUUAGGCACUCGGUGCCAAAAAGGUUCGCCAGCGCUGGAUUAAUCUAUCUAACCAAAGAUGCUAAAAACACAACUUUGCCUUCUAUUUAUUCUCAAUAAUCGACUGUAUUCCACAGGUGACAGCUGUAACAUUGACAAAAAUGUCAAAAUGAGGGUGCGUGAUGAAGCCCGGGCAAAAAUGCUCCAAUUUAAGACUUGUGCCAGGCGCCAAGAGAACAGGGUUUUGGUGUGGAGAUGACCUUCCGUUCUCCCUUUGCUCCUAAGCCCCAUGGACUGCAGAGGAACCGUAUUCCGGAGGAAAUAAAUUCUCUGCCAAUAAUUAAAUCCUGCGAACAGAAUUGAAGUAAUUCAGCGGUACGAGUGGGUGAUUAUUUUUUUUUUCCAGAGGAAAGGGCCUUCGUUCAGUCCCCGUUUUUCUUUUCCUCCAGAAAGAAGGCGGAGAGGAAAUGGUUUAAGCGAAUAAACAUGAUUGCUUAGCUCUGGAAAUGGUAAUGAACCAUCCGGAUAUAAAUCUGUCCUUCUGAUCACAAGCAUAAAAUAAUGAUUUAAAAAUA
Pantherophis guttatus is the source of this 3582-nucleotide messenger RNA. NCBI's taxonomy places the organism in Eukaryota, Metazoa, Chordata, Lepidosauria, Squamata, Colubridae. The record is from RefSeq and is a predicted model, not a curated record.